Lithohypha guttulata is the source of this 501-nucleotide messenger RNA. RefSeq names its product Rab GTPase ypt31 (gene YPT31). Gene Ontology annotation, molecular function: GTPase activity; GTP binding. Lineage: Eukaryota; Fungi; Ascomycota; Eurotiomycetes; Chaetothyriales; Trichomeriaceae. Bases 1 to 501 code for a protein of 166 amino acids. The transcript is spliced from 4 exons. The record is from RefSeq and is a predicted model, not a curated record. Gene Ontology annotation, biological process: exocytosis. Gene Ontology annotation, cellular component: recycling endosome; Golgi apparatus.
AUGGCGAACGAUGAAUAUGAUGUUGACACAAAGACCAUCAAAGCGCAGAUCUGGGAUACGGCUGGUCAAGAACGAUACCGAGCCAUCACUUCUGCCUACUACCGAGGGGCUGUUGGAGCGCUACUUGUCUACGAUAUCAGCAAGCACCAGACAUAUGACAAUGUCACGAGAUGGUUGAAAGAGCUACGAGAUCAUGCCGAUAGCAACAUUGUGAUUAUGCUGGUGGGAAACAAGAGUGAUUUAAGGCAUCUGAGAGCUGUGCCUACCGAAGAGGCCAAGCAAUUUGCCAGCGAGAACAAUCUCUCGUUUAUCGAGACCUCCGCACUUGACGCAAGCAACGUUGAGCUAGCAUUUCAGAACAUCUUGACAGAGAUCUACCGAAUCGUGUCAAGCAAAGCCCUCGAUAGCAACGAAGGUUCACAGCCAGGUGUUAAUGCAGGAGCCAAGAUUGAUAUUACGCCGACCAGCAACACAGACAGCAAGAAGUCUAACUGCUGUUGA